CAAGAAAAAAUCAAAGCCCAUUUCUCGAAACUCGUUGAGAAAGUGACAACCACCAAUUUACUCAGACUCAGACGACAUGAAUCAAAGCAGUCCAGUCCACAGAAAGUGCUACUACUUGACAUCCCCAAUUUGCACUUCGCAGUAAUUCUCAAAAACACUACCCAAAAAUAUAGAAUAUGUUUUCAAAUUUUCUAAAGGCAACAGAUAAGGCCAUGGUUUUUCUACAGAAGAAAGCUGUGUCCCCUCUGUAUAUUCCAAAGCAAAAACUGCAUGUGGCUAUGAACAGCACUUCUCCUAAAGUGCAGCUUCUCCAUGAUCUUUGCAAAAACACCUUUACACCUUCAGGGUUGUCUUCUGCUCCUUCCCAACACAUCCACAAACUCUGCUCUCUUCUGGACACAUUUGGCCCUGCUGAUGUUGGACUUAAAGAGGAAAGUCCAGAUGAUGAUCAAGGGCAUGGAUUUUUUGGACUGAAUAGAGUAGCUAGAUGGGCUCAACCGAUAACCUAUGUGGACAUUCACGAGUGCGAUAGUUUUACGAUGUGCAUAUUCUGUUUUCCUACUUCUUCGGUCAUUCCACUCCACGACCAUCCUGGGAUGACUGUAUUCAGCAAAGUUCUUUAUGGAUCUAUGCAUGUGAAGGCUUAUGACUGGGUUGAACCUGCAUGCAUUAAGGAAAGCAGAGAGCCAACUUGCCCUCAAGUAAGGUUAGCAAGAUUGGUGGUUGAUAAAGUUCUCACCGCACCAUGUGGGACCUCUGUUUUGUACCCAAAAAGUGGGGGGAAUUUGCAUUGUUUCACCGCAGUCACUCCUUGUGCCGUGUUUGAUGUACUUGCUCCUCCCUACAGAGAAGAUCUAGGUAGAAAAUGCACUUACUACAUUGACUAUCCCUAUUCCACCUUUGGAAAUGAAGCUCAGAUAAGCAAGGGGAAGGAAGAGGACUAUGCAUGGCUUGCAGAGAUAGAAACACCGGAUGAUCUAUAUAUGCGCCCAGGAGUAUAUGUUGGCCCUGCUAUUCAGGUUUAGCUUUCAAUGUAGCUCUUUGGCAGUGAUUGGUAGAUGAUACCAUGUUUGCUCAGUCCUUACCACAUACAAAUGAGAAUGCUGAUUCAACGAGAUCUAGAGGUGGCUUUGCUCUUUGAUGAAUACACAUACAUGUAAUUGAAACCAAAAAAUGUGACCAAAUUUUUACCUUUCAUUGUGGAACAUUUUUGCACUUAAAAAAUAGUCAUUAUUUUUAAUUUGUUUACUCACUGGAUCGAGUUUUGAAAACAGCCUUUCUGCUCGAUUUUCUAUGAAUUAUUGUGAAAGAAUCUAAAGUCUAAACAAGGGAAAGUAUUAUUUGC
Messenger RNA from Durio zibethinus, 1345 nucleotides. Its product is annotated as plant cysteine oxidase 3-like. NCBI's taxonomy places the organism in Eukaryota, Viridiplantae, Streptophyta, Magnoliopsida, Malvales, Malvaceae. The record is from RefSeq and is a predicted model, not a curated record. Gene Ontology annotation, molecular function: oxidoreductase activity, acting on single donors with incorporation of molecular oxygen, incorporation of two atoms of oxygen.